UGUUAAAGCUUAUGUCUAGGCACACAAAAUAAUAAUGCUGCAUCCAUGUAAACAAUGUUCAUUGUUGUACACGCAAUAAUAUUAUUCUUGAAGAGCGUAGGUGGAUGCCUUAUAAUCAGGUCAUAUCUAUUUUAAUGAAUGACGUCAAUUCGGUUUUGAAGCUAUAUAAACACAAGAACAUUCACUUGUUAGCUUCAUUAAUCCACUAAAAUGGCCAGUACUGAAGCAAUUUAUGCAGCAAGUUAUCAGGAAGUACGAAUAACUACAUAGGAUUUACAUGAGAGUAAAUCUCAACAGUAGUUGGAUUAGUAAUCUUGAAAAGUGGAAUAGCUAAAUGCUCUGGUGUAAAAAUGUCCCGUGUACAAAUUAUAAAGGAGAUGCUUGCCGAUGAAGACUUCAAAAUGAUUUUGAUAAAGAAGUUGUAUGGCGAAGAAGAUGACCAAGCUGGUGUACUAGCAGCAAACCCUGGUCCUCAUCUUGAAAAGGAUCUUAAAGCAUUGUCUGAGCAGGAGUUUGAAGAAUUGAAACUUCAAUUCACAAAUAUCUCUUCAGUUAUGGCCAGAAGGGUGUGUGAAGGCGACGAUGGUGAUAAAGAUGGUAUUCCUGAAAAUUCUGAGACACCAGAGAUUAAAAGUGAACAAGGGCUGGAACUUGAGCAAAAUAACAACUUGGCUGUUCUGGAGGAACCAGAAACUGUCAGUGAUGAAAUCAACGCCAUCUACCAAGAUAGGUCAAGUUUAAGCCCAGGUAAUGGUCCUCUCAAUACUCCCUCUCCAGAUCCAACAAAUGAGGAGGAUCAUGAAUCACUAUCAGAGUCCGGUGAAGAUGAUGAGCUUUCUGUCAGCCCUGGUAGGGAUUGCCCUGCUGAUCAUGUCCAGCAAGAAGAUAGGCUUUCUAAUGAAAGUGAUGACAAUGAUCCCAAUGCAAUCUUGUCACCUCUCGUGGCUUCGCCUGAACCACCUGGCCGAUAUCCUGUGCAAGAAAGCUGGAAUUUUAAUGAAGUGUCCAAUCAUGGACCAAGCCAAAGAAGAUGCCAGCCACACCAGUGUGUUCCAGCUGAGAUAAAAUGCCAGCAUUGCCAAUAUCCUAUGGAUGUACCAUUGAUUAAUGAGGUUUUCAAGGAGAAUGCUAAAUUUAGAAGAGAAAGAAAUGAACUUGAAAGGCAAUUAUCAGAGGCCCAAGAUCAAAUAGUGGAACUACAACUAUCUCAAGAGAUAACACAAUAUCGCUACGAAAAUGUUAGUAGGAUUAUGUGGCAAUUUCAUGAGACAUUGCAAGAAAGAAAGAGAAACAUUGACAGCCUGCGACAAGAGUUGACAGAAUUAAGCAAUGAACAUGAGAUUCAGAAAAACAGAUGUGAAGCCAAUGAAACUUCAUAUCAGAGACGAAUUAAAGACUUAGAAGCAUUGCCCAAGGCUAAUCUUCAGUUUAUAGAGCAUCUCUUAAAAAGAAAUGAAGACCUACAGGAUGAAAAUAAAAUUCUACUUGAGAGGAUUGAAACAAUGAAAGAUGAAGCAAGUAGACAGGAGAAGGUGUACAUGGAACAGCUGUUCUACAUCCAAACUAGAAUAGAUGAAGAAGAUAAGAAACUGAGGCAAGCAUAUAAGGAAAUGCAGACUUUUUCAGCAUGCCACAGACUGAAAUAAUUGCAGGAUCAGGCUCUGUAGAUCUAUCAAGUAACAUUGAUACUGAUAUUCAGACAUCAUUGUACUGACCAAAGGACUGAUUGGUUGUCUUUCAAAGUUAAAGUCAAACCUUUUGGCACUGUAGCUGUUCACAUUGACAAGCUGCUGUAAUUUGGAACGGUUAGGAGUGAGCUGUUCUGUAGCCUGCUAUUAUAGAACCUACAAGUAUUCCCACUCAAAUUCAGAUAUCUGUACAAUAGUUUUCUUCACAUAUAAAGAAACGCUAGGCCCAAAAAGGUUAUCAAAGCUAAGACUGUAAGGGAUCUUGGAAACUCUGAAAAAUUACAUCAUAUUUGCCUAAACAUGUUAUAUUAUUCAGUCGCUAAGCUUUGAUUAUGUAUGAAUAUUAAUUUCUUUCUCUGUGUAAACAUGAAAGGUCAAGUUUUUUUAAGGUGGCUGAGAGAAAACAUUUGAUUGAUACUAUUGUUAUAAAGAUGUAGUGUUUGACACCUGGGAAUACUUGUCAGGAGGUACCAACAAAGUGUAUCUAUCACUGCACAAGGUCUGUGAAACCCUGCAGAAACCCUGAGGUACUGUUUAAGAGGGGGUGGGAACUCCUCAAAAGCAGAAUUGGAAAUUACAGCUUUAUAUUUAAGGAACAUCCAUUUUCUGAUAUGUUUCUUAAAUGUAUGGGUUUUUCCAACAUAUUUAAUUACGUUUGAUAACUUAUAGAUUGUGCUACUAAAAUUGUGCAUUGAUAAGUAUGCCUGUAUUCUUAUUAUAUAGGAUGAAAUGAUGUACACAUUUGGGUGGCGAUAGCGAAAAUAUAGAUAUUGCAUCCAGGAUGUGGAGUGCAAGUCAUUAGCAAUAAUUUGUAGUUUUGACGACGUAAUGCUUGUGUUUGCAAAGUGCAUCAUGCAUGAUAUAUUGAUGAAAGUAUCAAUUGAUGGUUUUCAACCAUUCCCAGGAGAGAAAGUUGAACAAAAGAUGUCCGCCAUUGCUGGUGGACCUGACAAAAGAAAACCACCACUGUGACUGGUGGACCUUUUUGUUUUGCUCACUCUCAUGGGAAUGGUUGAAAACCAUCAAUAAGGUGGAUGUAGAACAUUGUUGAAGAAUUUUGUUAUACAUUGAACUUGACUUGAGUUUGUACUUUCUUCAAUACCAUAGUUAGCCUAGCUAAGUACAUCCAUUCCCACCCCUCCUCCUACAGGGAGAAUUUCCCUUUAGGGGGGAGGGGUAGGUGGGAAUGAGGUACACAGGGUAUCCCAUAGUGCAUUUCACCAAGCAUUGAAUGAUGUCAUAGCUAUUGGACACUCUGGAUGUGUAUAUUUAGGCUCUCUCUCUCACUCUGUUGUGUACAAAAAAUCAAAAACCGAGAGGCCAUUCUCUCACUAUUUUUAAAUCUGAUUCAAAUGUGAUUUGAUUAGAAGUAAAUAAUGAAAACAUUAAUUUGCAUAAUGCAUUAUUUUACCACCAUUACCCUUGUUCUUAUUAAGAUUGUAGUAUAAUGAUGGCAAUAAUAGUAUAAUUAAGCUUAUUAUUGCUAAUUUAAUUUUCAAAGAGCAUUAGAGUGGUUUUCCGUCAACCAUGAAAACAUAAUAAGUCUAAUAGUUAUUAUUAGUUUGUAAUAGACCAAUACUAAUAGUCUAGCUUGUAUCCGAUAAUUGUAUAAACAUAUUCAUCACAAAAACAAGUAUUUUUUAUUUUAAAUUUUAAUGGUCAAUUUUGUUAUAAUGGUAACUAAUUAAACUAAACGUUUAAUUUAUUCAGACUAGUCUGUUGUUUGUUAGCUAUUCGGUUAUAGUUUAUAUGUCUAAAAGUUAUAUUGACUAGUCUAUUACUCAUUGGUACUAACAAGUUGGUCUAUUACUUUUCAUAGUUGACGGCAAACCACUCUACAGUCAAAAUUAAAUAGAUAUAGUACAAGUUAAGUAGAGUUUUUAGCAGCGUUUUAUAGAUUAAAAUAAAUUUGAUGGUGCCAUCAUUAAAACAUAAAAUAACUUUUUAAUAAUUUAUUUAUAAUUCCUCAAAGGAAGUGCCUAUAAUUAGAAUAAAAUUUCAAGAAUAUAUCAAAAAUUCAAUAAUGCAUUUUGCGUAAAAUAUAUUCAUAAUUUCAAUAUAAUUCCUAAUUUUAUGUCAAUGUUAAUGAAAUUGUACCUGUUAUAUUGCAAACAGUUAGUCUUCUUCAUAUGCAACUCCAGUUUCUUAAUUAUAAAUAAUUUUGCUUGAGACAGGAAUCCCAGUAGUUGCUAUUGGAGGAUAAGCUAUCUGUUUAGCAUGAAUCAAAAGCAUGCAUAGAGUGACUUUUUACAGACCAAUUGAUAAAUUUCUGUUUUGUUCUAUCCAAUAGCACUAGCCAAGAUGUCUCAUAUGGCUGUUGGAAAUUCACUCUAAAUGUGGCAAUAAUAUGUUGUACUAAGUGGUCAAACUUUAACUAGUUUAUCUUAGGAGUAGUGACUCGUUGUUAUCCUUCACAAGUUUGUAAUGUUUCUUGUGAUUUGAGAAAUUAAACAAUGAUCAUUGUUUGCUCUUUCUUAAAUUAUAUUAUUAGUUUCUUUAAUUCAACAAAUAGCUAUACUAAACCAAUCGGAUAAGAUCUUGCAAAACCGUGUAAGGCUAACCAAUGACUGCAGUAAUCUAAGCCUAGAGAUAGCUGGAUGAAAUAAAAAAAUGAAGCAAAUUAA
Exaiptasia diaphana is the source of this 4312-nucleotide messenger RNA. RefSeq lists its product as uncharacterized. Bases 351 to 1646 code for a protein of 431 amino acids. Lineage: Eukaryota; Metazoa; Cnidaria; Anthozoa; Actiniaria; Aiptasiidae. The transcript is spliced from 10 exons. The record is from RefSeq and is a predicted model, not a curated record.